GGCGCGUCGAUCGGGCAGAGGUUUGAGCGCUUGUAGGUUUGGAUCUUUGCGCGCUGGGCUUGGAUCGGCUGUUCGGGCAGGGCAUUUUUGUGCUCCUCGAUUCGAGCUCUCAAAAUGGGUUUCCUGUCUGGGGAAGAAGUUGAGCAGCAAGUGUUUGCUACCGUUCACAAUCUGGAGCAUUGUGUUAAGUACAUAAAUCAGUCGCUUGUUGCCUAUGGAUUUCCAGCACCGCUCGAGCUGGGCUCGCAAAAUCCGGUUGCUGUUGCCAGAACUUGCAACUGUUUGUUCGCGAUACUUCAACAACGGCAGCACGAUGUGGAGUUUAGAGAAACAGUCGAUGAUCAGCGACAAAGGCUUUUAUCUGACAUUUCCCGGCUUGAGUCCAAAGUCGAGAGGCUCGAAACCAAUCUCGCGGCCAAAGAGAGGGAGCUGUCCGGGAUGCUCAGCAAGGAGCAGAAAAUGACUGCUACUUUUAAAGCCCAGCUUGAAAAGCUUCAGCAAGAGCGUGACGAGUUUCAGAGAAUGGUAAUCGGGACACAGCAAAUACGCACGCAGCAACUUCACGAGAUAAAAAAGAAAGAGAAAGAAUUCCUCAAACUUCAGGAACGACUGAAUCAAGUUCUUGCUGACAAGAAAAAAGAAUCAAGGUCGGGGAUGGAGAUAAUGAGUCUUCUACAGAAAGAAAGCCGUCAGCGUGGUACAUGGAGCAGCAAGAAAGCCGAUGGGGAUUUCUACAAAAUGAUAGUGGAUACUUAUGAAAGUAAAAAGCAAGAACUCAUGACUGAAAAUGCGGAGCUGAAGACACUUUUGCGGGCAAUGCAGAUGGACAUGAGAAACUUUUUGAACAAUUCACAAACUUCUUGUGACAACGACUUGCCAGAUCGGCCAGUAACUCCGCUUGGUGGACGCGCGGAUUUGUUCGAUCUUCCCUUUCACAUUGCGAAAGACCAGAUUGAGGAGAGUUUGCGCUCGAAAAUGGCAUCGAUCAAGGAAUACAUUAUUCAUUUUCAACAGGCUGAGCAGGGGAUGCAGCUUGUGAGCGAAGCUACUGAGCGGGAACUUGAGCUGGAGGCGCAACUCGUUGAAGCUCGCAGCAUAAUCCAAGAGCAGGCAGCUGCGAUGAGCAAACUCUCCGAGGGGUAUAUCGAUGAAAAUCAUGUUGACGAGCUUCAAGGCUAUGGGUCUGACUGCUCUCUCCUCCAAAGAAUGUCGCACCAGCUGGACAAGGAGCGCUCGGAAAUGGUGCAAGCAAAGGAGCGGCUUCAGGAAGAGCAAGAAGCUUGGAACGUGAAGCUGAGCAAAUGGACGUCUGAAAUCGAAUCGCCUAGCAAGGUCCUCAAUUGUAAUGUGGAAGCGGCCAACAGAAGUCAUGGAUUCUGUGGGGGGCUAACGGAAUCGUACGCAGUGUAAACCAGGAAAGCGAGCAUUGGGCUGUGCUGCUCAUCGUCAACCUCUGGUUCUCGUGAUCAAUCAAAGUUUGGUUUCGAAA
Molecule: messenger RNA, 1489 nt
Organism: Selaginella moellendorffii
Lineage: Eukaryota; Viridiplantae; Streptophyta; Lycopodiopsida; Selaginellales; Selaginellaceae
Product: afadin- and alpha-actinin-binding protein
Exons: 17
Coding region: 115-1410 (431 amino acids)
Source: RefSeq, a predicted model, not a curated record